CCAUGUUUUAGAACUUUACUUCCGGUCUUCCUAAAAUUUGUUGACAUGUGGAGACUAUUUUGAGUAUUAUUUGUAACUAGUAACUAGCUUAUUUGUAACUAAUACAUUCUAGAUCUAACAAAAAUGGGGAAGAAAGCAAAAGUAGGAAAAGCAAGAAAAGAUAAGUUUUAUCAUCUUGCUAAAGAAACAGGCUACAGAUCACGUGCAGCUUUUAAACUUAUCCAGCUUAAUCGCAAGUAUGAAUUCUUGCAGAAAUCCAACAUUAUUGUUGACCUCUGUGCAGCCCCUGGAGGCUGGCUUCAGGUGGCUUCAGAAAAUGCUCCCAUGUCUAAUAUCAUAAUUGGAAUUGAUCUUGUCCCAAUUGCACCGAUUAGAAAUGUUAAAACUUAUCAAGAAGAUAUUACAACAGAAAAAUGUAGACAGGUGUUGAAAAGAGAACUGAAAACAGCAAAGGCUGAUUGUUUUCUUAAUGAUGGUGCCCCCAAUCUUGGUAAAAACUGGAUACAUGAUGCAUAUCAACAAGUUGAGUUAACUCUUCAUGCACUAAGCCUGACCACAGAGUUUCUUCGUAAAGGUGGAUGGUUUAUUACCAAGCUGUUCCGCUCUAAAGACUAUGAUGCUAUUAUGUGGGUAUUUCAGCAGUUGUUUAAGCAAGUACAUGCCACUAAACCACAAGCAUCCAGAAAUGAAUCAGCUGAAAUUUUUGUCGUGUGCCAAGGAUACAUUGCCCCAGAUAAAAUCGAUCCCAAGUUUCUUGACCCGAAAUAUGUUUUCCAGGAAGUCGACAAAACACCAAGACCAACUAUUGAUUUGAUACACCCAGAAAAGAAAAAAAGACAAAGAGAGGGCUACCCAGAGGGUGACUACACAUUGUUUUAUUCACUUCCUGUGACAGAGUUUUUUGCUAGUGAUAACUUCAUGGAAUUAUUAGCUCAGUCAUCAGAGAUUGCCUUGGACUCUGAAGAAAUAAGAAAUCAUCCUUUGACAACCCCAGAGAUAAAAGAAUGUAUCAAAGAUAUUAAAUUGCUGGGGAAAAAAGACAUUAAGUCAAUUUUUGUGUGGAGAAAAAAAUUGUUAAAAGAACUGGAAAAACAGAAAAAGUCUGCUGAUGUGAGUACUGCAGAGGUUGUAGAAGAAGUCGUUGAAGAAGUUGAUGAAAAUAAACAAGAUGAGGCAGAGAUUGAAGAGCUUGAAAAUAUGCUGGAGCAGAAAAACAAAGAAGAACUGGCAUUGAUGAAAAAAGCAAAGAAGAAAGUGCGAAAAAUUCAGCAAAAACACAAAACGAAACUCGACCUUAAGAUGAUGAUCCCUGGUGAUCAGCCUGUGAUUCAAGACGAUAUCAAUAUUUUUGACAUUACUAAAAUAAGAAAUAUCAAGCAAUUAAAAGAGGUAGAAAAGGGUGAUCUUACACAUCUUGAUAAGGAUGAUAUUUUUGAAGAAUCUGAUGAUGAAAGUAGGAAUAAGAAAAAAAGACUAGAAUACUUUGAUAAGGGUGAUAAAAAGUAUAAUGGUAUUGAAGAAGAGAGUGAUGAGGAUGAGGAAAUGGAUGAGGAACCAGAGUUUGAAGAAGAAGAAAAUGAGGAAGAAGAAGAGGAGGAAGCCGAAGAAAGAAAUGAAAAUACCAACCCUUUAAUUAUUGACAUGGGGGAAACCAAAAGAAUUAAAACUGAUAAACAGCGAGCAUGGUUUAAUAAGGAAUCAUUUGCAGGGUUAGAAGAUGAUAUGGAUGAGGAUUUAGAGCUUGAGCAACUAAUUGCUCCACCAGAGGUUAAGAAAAAGCAGAAAGCGGCAGACACAAAAUCUAAAAAACAGUUGCUUACAAAUGAUCUCCGUGAUGAUCGUUUUGAUUCCAGUACAGACAACUCGGAUGAAAGUAGUGAUGAAGAUGAUAGUGACAAUAAAAGUAAAAGGAUGAAACAGAAUAAAAAAACAGCAAGAGUGAAUGGCUUAGAAGUUGUGCCUGCCUCAACAAUAAAUUCAGAUUUGCAGCUGGAUGCAGAGGGACUUGCUAUUGGUGCUGCCAUGGUGCAGUCUCGUAAACGAAAGAGAGAAAUAGUUGAUUCAGCUUAUCAUAGGUAUAUGUUUGACGAUGAUAAUUUACCUGAUUGGUUUGUAACAGAUGAGAAGAAACACCUUAAGAGGCUAAGACCAGUUACAAAGGAAGAGAUGGAAGAAUAUAAAUUAAAAAUGAAAGCAAUUAAUGCUCAACCAAUCAAGAAAAUUGCUGAAGCUAAAGCAAGGAAAAAGCGAAAGUUACUCAAACGUUUGGAAAAUGUGAGGAAAAAAGCAAACUCCAUUUCUGAAAACAUCGACUCUUCAGAAAAGGAAAAAUGGCAGCAAAUAAAACAAGUGUAUAAGAAAGCAGGACUAUUAAAAAAAUCAAAGCCUUCAGUUACAUAUGUUGUAGCUAAACAAGGUGCUGGGAAAAAAGUGAGGAGGCCUGCUGGUGUCAAAGGAAUAUUUAAAGUUGUAGAUGGAAGAAUGAAAAAGGAUUUGAAGGGCAAAAUGAGGAAAGAAUCCAAGGGUAAUAAAAAGGGGUCAAAGGGAGUGAAAAAGGGGAGAGGAAGAGUUCGGAAAUAAAUUGUUGAACACUC
Messenger RNA from Physella acuta, 2594 nucleotides. Its product is annotated as pre-rRNA 2'-O-ribose RNA methyltransferase FTSJ3. Gene Ontology annotation, cellular component: nucleolus; nucleus; preribosome, large subunit precursor. The record is from RefSeq and is a predicted model, not a curated record. Gene Ontology annotation, biological process: maturation of 5.8S rRNA from tricistronic rRNA transcript (SSU-rRNA, 5.8S rRNA, LSU-rRNA); maturation of LSU-rRNA from tricistronic rRNA transcript (SSU-rRNA, 5.8S rRNA, LSU-rRNA); rRNA methylation. Gene Ontology annotation, molecular function: rRNA (guanine) methyltransferase activity; rRNA (uridine-2'-O-ribose)-methyltransferase activity. NCBI's taxonomy places the organism in Eukaryota, Metazoa, Mollusca, Gastropoda, Physidae.